AUGCAACUUCUGCUGGGCCGCCUGCGCCUCAUAGGCACAUGUGUCCAAAGCCGCGGCCGCUGGGACUGUGCUGAGUGCUUCAACGAUCCAUCCCGGCGCUACUGGUGGCUCUUCUGUUUUUCUUGCUUCUGCGCGUUUCAAACUGUGUUGAAUACCGAAACGUCCGCGGUAGAUGGGGUAUUCAAAUUUGCUGCGCAAUCUCUUCGGGCUUCUUCUCGCAGCGCACACCCCAGGGGGCGCCUGCAUCGCCGUCCGGACGGGAGCCUCUUCCGGCCAAUGCGGAAUGCUGCCGCGUUCUGCUCUCUCCGGUGUAUCUGCGGUUUCCGUUGCCUGUGGGAGUAG
Molecule: messenger RNA, 342 nt
Organism: Trypanosoma grayi
Lineage: Eukaryota; Euglenozoa; Kinetoplastea; Trypanosomatida; Trypanosomatidae
Exons: 1
Coding region: 1-342 (113 amino acids)
Source: RefSeq, a predicted model, not a curated record